CUUCAGGUUGCCGAUUGACAGCUAGCUUCCGAAGACUUCGGUCUGUAACUUGUCGAAUUCUUUGUUUUCCUAAGUAAUUCUGAACUCGUAACCGCUGAACUAGCUGCAUAUAGUAUCUAGAACCUCCGAUUUUUGGCCGUUAUCAUGCUGGAAUAUCGACUCAACUUAUUUUUCUGGACGGGUUCAUCCAAUUCUCGGCGCUGGCUUGGCCUCCAAACUUGAAAAGGCUCAUCACAGACACGCUACUCUUCUACGUUCAAGGCAGGGGCUAUAAAUUUAUAUUAUUAAUAUUAUCGGCUGCCAUCCUCUCAUCAACCCUGACCAUAAUCACGCCUUUUUCUGGUCGCCGGCCAUAGUAACGUACAAAUUUUGGCUCGAUUCAUUCGCAACCUACCUUCACUAUGAUCCUGCUUACUGCACUUUGGGUCUUUAUCUUCUCGGUCGCUGUACAUCUGUUAUACAAGAGAUGGACCCGGAUUUCAAUCGCCAACAUUCCUGGGCCUCCGCCAAAUUCGAUCUUGUACGGCAACUUCCCGGAAAUGUUGGAAGGGCAAGCUGGCGAUAUUGACUUCAAGUGGCAGGAAGAGUUUGGCGAUGUCGUCCGGAUCAAGGCACCCUUCGGUGAAGAUCGGCUGCUCAUUUCGGACCCUAAAGCGUUGCAGCACAUCUAUCAGUCCCCUGGAUAUGGCUUUACCAAGACGUCUGGGCGUCUUGCUGUAUCUCAAACGAUAUUCGGUCCCGGACUCGUGAGCGUCGACGGUGACGUUCACAGGCGGCAGAGGAGGGUUAUGAUGCCUGGUUUCGGGACUCCAGAAAUCAAGGCUUUCGUACCAAUAUUUUUCGCUCACGCUGGGAAGAUGGCUGCCAAAUGGAGAGACAUCAUUUCGGGAAACGAUGGUCUGUCGGGUACUGUGGAUGUCCCUUCAUGGACCUCUCGUGCAACGCUAGACAUUAUAGGACAAGCUGCUUUCGACUAUGACUUCGGAGCUCUUGACGACUCUGACAACACCCUGACCAAGAUUGUAUCGAAUAUCGUCUUCGAUACGUUCGGCCUUCCAACAAACAAAGCCGUUAUCUCAUUGAGCAUCAUGGAUUUGCUUCCUUUUUGGCUUUCGAGAUUCAUUACCAAGUCUUUGCCAAUAUCACGUUUGGCUCACGCUCAUAAAUUAAAUCGAUUAACCGGCGCAGUUUCGAAGCAGUUAGUCAAAGAGAAGUAUGACGCCCUGAUUGACGGUAAAUCUAACAAAGACAUCAUGAGUCUGUUAGUUAAGGCCAACGCAUCCCAGAACCCAGACACAAAGCUUUCGGAGCGAGAAUUGCUCGCGCAGAUGAUCACAAUCAUCAUGGCAGGCCACGAAACAACGUCAAAUUCUUUGUCGUGGGCAUUGUUGGAACUUGCAAAGCACCCAGAAAUACAGUCUAAACUUCGAGAAGAGAUUCGGGCCAUGGAAUCUCUGGUUCUUUCUCGUGGCGGAUCAUUCACGGCCACAGAUUUCGAUAAUAUGCCGUAUUUAACUGCUGUCGUGAAGGAGAGCCUUCGGUUCCAUCCAGUGUCGUACAACGUUUUCAGAGUAGCUGAAAAGAAUGACGUAUUGCCGCUGCUGAAGCCGAUAACCAGCAAAGAUGGGAAAGUCAUGCAUGAAGUGCCAAUUCCAAAAGGUCUCCAGAUCAUUGCUUCAAUUGCUGCAUAUAACAGGAAUACGGACAUAUUCGGAGAGGACUCAAAUGUCUUCAAUCCUGAUCGCUGGUUGUGUGAUAAUGUCAAAUCAACUAUAUCCCUUGGCAUGUACGCCAAUCUAUUUACUUUCUCAGGCGGUGGACGAGCGUGUAUCGGCUGGAGAUUCGCGGUACUCGAGCUAUCGGCAUUUGUCGUUGAGCUUUUGAAUAACUUCGAGUUUUCCUUGACGGACAAAGGUGGCAGCAUUCGACGGGAAGCCUGCUUUGUGAUGACUCCUACGCUCGAAGGUCAGCGGGAAAAGGGGACCCAAAUGCAUCUUAACAUUCGAAUUACUUCUCGUGAUGAUAUAUAGCUGGUAUACAGGAUGGAUGUUCGGAUUUUAGUGAGCAUCGCUUCGGGGUGUUCAGUAGCCUAGUGUUCGCCGAGGCAGCAUGUCGUGAUAGAUGCAAUGAAUUAUUGGUAAUUUUCUCAGCUGAUGCC
Desarmillaria tabescens is the source of this 2158-nucleotide messenger RNA. Its product is annotated as cytochrome P450. The record is from RefSeq and is a predicted model, not a curated record. NCBI's taxonomy places the organism in Eukaryota, Fungi, Basidiomycota, Agaricomycetes, Agaricales, Physalacriaceae. The coding region runs from base 402 to 2030 and encodes 542 amino acids. Gene Ontology annotation, molecular function: iron ion binding; monooxygenase activity; oxidoreductase activity, acting on paired donors, with incorporation or reduction of molecular oxygen. The transcript is spliced from 14 exons.